AUGGCUGAAAAAUUGCAUCAAUCGCAUUUCAAAGUUAUCAUAGUCGGAGGAUCGAUUACAGGCUUGACGCUUGCCAAUGCACUGUCUCGCAUGAAGAUUGACUUUCUCGUGCUUGAAACCCGGGAUGUCAUCUCACCGUGUCUUGGAGCUGCCUCGAUGAUACCAAAUGGGACUCUUUAUGCGUGGCAGGAGAAUGGGAGGUUACUGAGCAAGUGUGAUACACUCAAUGUCGUUCAAGAUCGUCACGGAUACCCAGCUGGAUGGAUCGACCGCGGACAGCUGCUUCAGAUCCUUCUCAACCAUAUUUACGAGAAAGAAAAGAUCCUACUGCGGAAGAGAUUUGUCAAGGCUGAGCAUUGUGCAGAGGGGAUCAUCGCACAUUGCUCUGAUGGCAGCUCAUUCAAAGGUGAUAUCAUCAUCGGUGCUGAUGGAGUCCACAGCUCAGUUCGGCAAGACAUGUGGCAGCAUAUGAAAGAUGAUAGGUUAGAAGAGAUUUUGGACACAGACGAGACAGCAAUGACAGCUGAAUACUCGUGUGUGUAUGGAGUAUCCAAAGCCGUAGCUGGGAUUGAAGAUGGAGUAACACAUCGCACGAUGGGCAGGGGAUUUAGCUUCUUGCUCACUCCUGGAACAAAAAAUCACUUUUACUGGUAUCUGACUGUCAAAAUGGACAAACAGUAUCGGAGUCCUCAUAUUCCGAGAUACAACAAAUCUGAAAUAGAAGCACAUAUUAGCCGUUAUCUGGAGCAAGAAGUGGCUCCUAAUAUCCGACUCAAGUCUAUCUACGACAACACCACAUAUUGCCACUACGCUCCACUUGAAGAGGCAACAUACGAGCACUGGACAUGGAGGCAAGUUGUAUGCCUUGGAGACUCAAUCCACAAGGCGAACGACUCAUACUUUGGGCCUUGGCGCCAAUACUGCCAUCGAAAAUGCCGCGUCAUUGGCAAACUGCCUGGCUUCUAUGAUGAAAUCACAAUCUGCUUCACCCCUCUCGGUUGA
Molecule: messenger RNA, 1002 nt
Organism: Penicillium coprophilum
Lineage: Eukaryota; Fungi; Ascomycota; Eurotiomycetes; Eurotiales; Aspergillaceae
Product: Monooxygenase FAD-binding
Exons: 5
Coding region: 1-1002 (333 amino acids)
Source: RefSeq, a predicted model, not a curated record